UCGUUGUGAUGAGAGACUAGAUAUAAUAUUAGGCACAAGAUAACAACAUAAUCAUUCAAAAAUGUUAAAUAUUUGAUUCGCUCAUAUUUAAUCGCACUUCAAUGAAGAGUCAUCAUUCAUUUGUCUCGUUUGUGUGUUAAUAGAUACAAAGUAUAAUGGAAACUAUUCCUGUGCUUGAUUUUACCCGGAUAUCAACGAAAGACGGUAGAGUGCCAUCACGUGAAGAUUUGAUAUUCAUAGCUAGUGAACUUGGUAAAGCAUUGAGUACAAUCGGAUUUGCAUACGUAAUUAAUCAUGGCAUUGAUCAAGUUAAGAUAUCAAAGGCUUUCGAAAGAUCGAAAUAUUUCUUUGAACAACCGACUGAGUUGAAACGGAAAUAUCUUAAAGAUAGAUCAAAAUCUUAUCAUGGAUACGUAAAUCCAGGACAAGAAAUAUUGCAUCCAAGUUCUGGACAUGAGAUUCGAGAGAGUUACGACUUCGUCAACGAUCCUAAGGAAUUCACACCUUGUGAAAUCGAGAAUUUCGAUUCAGCAAAUAUGGAACUGAAAAAUGAAUGCAAGCCCAUUGUCAAGAUAGCAUUGAGAGCGUUGGCAAUAUCGUUGGGAUUGGAAAAUGAAGAGUUUUUCGUUGAAAAUUCAAAGAAUCUUGACGAUUAUACUGCAUCCUAUUCUGAUUUUCGUGCCUUAUACUAUCCACAAAUUGGUGAUGAUGUCGCAGCCAAUACAGUCCGAUUAGGAGAGCAUUCCGAUUAUGGCAUUUUAACGAUAUUAUUCCAGGACGAUAUUGGAGGCCUGCAAGUCCGAACCGUUGAUCAGAAAUGGAUAUCAGCAACACCGAUCCCCGGAUCCAUUUUAAUCAAUACCGGAGACUUGCUGGAAUUUUGGUCUAACGGUUACUUUCCUGCCACGAAACACCGCGUUCUUAUACCGGAAGCUGAAAUAAAGAAGAGGAUACCCAGACAAUCCCUUGCAUAUUUCCAUCAUGCGGAUAAUUGUGCCAUAGUUACACCACUAGGUGCGAAAAACCCUAUCGACAAAAAUGAAUAUGGCUCAAUAAAUGCUGGUGAUUAUGCACAACAGCGAUUAGAUAGUACGUACAAAUACUAACGGGUGCAUUUGUAUUGUUCG
Bradysia coprophila is the source of this 1127-nucleotide messenger RNA. RefSeq lists its product as uncharacterized. The record is from RefSeq and is a predicted model, not a curated record. NCBI's taxonomy places the organism in Eukaryota, Metazoa, Arthropoda, Insecta, Diptera, Sciaridae.